AUCUGCUGACGUCUUUCCAUUCUUUUCGCACUACUUCCGACGGCAUUGUAGCCAUAGGAGGUUGAUUAUCGUAAAAUACGGUAAUCUAGCAAGUUUUCGACUUUUACUGUCUGUGUUUACUGUUCACAAUUCCACCGAGGCAGGAGAGUAGCCGUUGGGCCAGGGGAGGUUUCUCAGGUUUCAGCAGAUCUGUGUAUAACAAGUGUCCGGAAGGAGGGGCACUCUACAGGCUAAAGUUCGAUUACAACGCCGAACCUCCUUGGGAUCCCAGCUGAUAUUUGCUAAGGGUUCAAGACUUCAGAAUUUAUUAUAAUUACGUGUUUAUUAAAGUAUCUUAACAAGAUGAAGUGUAACUAUAUGACCGAUGUACAAAUCGUUGACGAUGUCGAAGAGGUAAUCGCAGAGAAAAUGAAGAAUGAUAGUGAAGAUGCAUUCUUCGUUGCUGACUUGAGCGACGUUGUUAGAAAACUGGACAAGUGGAAGAGACUACUACCACGAGUUGAUCCGCACUAUGCCGUUAAAUGUAACGAUGAUAUAUCUAUCUUGUCCAUGAUGGUGUCUUUGGGCAUGGGAUUCGAUUGCGCCUCCAAAGCUGAAAUUGAAAGAAUUAUAGGCCUAAAUGUUGAUCCAUCCAGAAUUAUAUAUGCUAACCCUUGUAAGCAAAAUUCUCACAUCAGAAUGGCUGCAAAGAAUGGCGUAUCUUUGACCACAUUUGACAAUGAAGAAGAAUUGUAUAAAAUUGCAAAGGUUCAUCCAGAGUGUCAACUGGUUCUUAGAAUUCUACCUCCCGAUGACAUAAAAGCGCAAUGUCAGUUAGGGAUGAAGUACGGAGCUCAUCCCAAAAAUUGGGAACAAUUACUCUUGAAGGCCAAAGAGUUAAAAUUGAACGUUGUAGGCGUAUCUUUCCACGUUGGUAGUGGCUGUUAUGAGGCUAAGGCCUUCUCAGCUGCUGUCCGAAUGGCUCAUGACGCUUUUUGCCUGGCAAAAACUCUUGGUUUUGAAUUCAAUCUACUAGAUAUUGGCGGAGGCUUUCCUGGGCAUGUAGGAGCACCAAUAACUUUUGAAGAAAUUGUUUCAGACCUAAAGCCUACUCUUGAUGAACUCUUUCCAGAAGAAAGUGGAAUUAGAAUAAUUGCCGAACCUGGACGCUAUUUUGUAGCAUCUGCCCUUACUUUGGUUGUCAACGUGAUUGCUAAACGAGAAACAGAAAAUGAACAGGGAGAAAAGUCCAUAAUGUACUAUGUCAACGAUGGCGUUUAUGGAUCAUUUAAUUGUCUACUCUAUGACCAUGCUGUAGUAACUCCAGAAUUUAAACAAGAUUACACGGGUAUCAAACAUGACUCAAGUGUUUGGGGUCCAACAUGUGAUGGCUUAGAUUGUCUUAACGAACGUAUUCGCUUACCAGAACUUUUCGUUGGUGACUGGCUUGUAUACAAAAAUAUGGGAGCUUAUACUAUGUGCGCUGCAUCAAACUUUAAUGGAAUGCCUAAACCCAACUUAUUCUACGUUGUCCUUAAUGGAAUAUACAAGAAACUAAAAAAUCCAACUCUGGUUGAUAAUCUUUCACCUCGUACUCCUCUAAUUGCUGUCAAAGCUUAAAUAAUUGUAAAUUUUGGUUUGCCUAAUUCUUAACCUACUUUUAAAUAUGCACGUUACAUAUCUAUAUAUAUUUUGAAAUAUAUAUAUACGUAUAUGAUAAGAAUUAAAAGAAAUUGAUUAUUUAGUUAAAACAAUAAAUGACAGUGUUACUCUUUUUU
Dimorphilus gyrociliatus is the source of this 1757-nucleotide messenger RNA. Lineage: Eukaryota; Metazoa; Annelida; Polychaeta; Dinophilidae. The record is from the annotation of a GenBank genome assembly.